UUUUUGGUUAGCCGUUCUGUGCCGUGCAGCAGCAGCGGGGUGUAAGGAAAACGUUUCCUUCUGCGGCUGCGUUCAGCCGCAGGAACCGCUUUGGUGUGGAGAACCUGCGCGGGCUCCUCGUGUUGUGGGGACCGGGGAAGGGAAACCCGGUAUUUUACUCCUGUGAAAGCAGGGGACUUCCUCUGCUGGAGGAAAAUGCCAUGUUUUGCCAUGUUUUGCCUUAUUUGGGGGGAAAGUUAAUAUCCACGUGCAUGCUUGUGUGGUGAGGAGAUCAAGACUUCUUGCAGAUUUGAGAAGGCCAUAGGAUAAGGUUGGUUUUUUACAAGAUACGUAUAAAAACUAAACAAAAACUCAGCAGGGCUUUUCUCUAGGACUGUGGUACUGUUUCCUCUCUGGAAUGAACAUUGUUGCUUCACCUGCAAGUUCCUGUGAGAGUUUUCAAGUUCUAAUUUAAGCUGCUCUGCUACAGUUUCUUAAACUCUAGUCCUAAACCAAGUGGUCGUGAAAUACUUCUGUAAUUUUCAUGUGGUAGAUUGCUAAUUUAUGGGCUUAUUCCCGUGCAUUUUACUUCAUGUUAAAAGGAAAUAUUAAAGAUUGAGUGAUAAUUAAUACUGUUCAGCACCAGCUAAACACACCCACUCGUUAUGCUGCGUCAGUAUAUUUGACCAUAUGCUUUUCAUGUUAACAUUGUAUUUAUUUUCAUAUUCAUGUCAUGCCUUAUGAGUAAUAUAAUGAGUUAAGUACUGUAGGGAGGUUUGGGGCUUGUUUAAACUUCUUCUUGUAUGUUGUCUCAGUUUCUAAAAUGUCAAAAUCUUAAGCAUAGACUAGUUCUUAAUACUUAGUAGAUCUCGUUUGUACUUGUAGCAUUUACUGUUACAUCUGCUUUGACACUUAUAAAUGUAGUGGUCUCCCAUAUGCAAUUUGCAAAUCUGUUCUUUGUCUUUCAUUUAAAUUUUCUUUGGGUAUUCUAGUUCUUAACUUUCUUGUUCUUGUUAUGGAGUGACUGUACGUAGUCCAUUAGCAGUGGAUUGAGAGGUAAUUCUUGAGGUUAAUUAUUUUCAGAGGAAAGUGCAAACGCUACUCAUUUUCACUUCUUUCCACAAUAUUUAUCUUUGAGGUCUGAUGCAAUGUAAUGUAGAAAAUGUUAACUGCUUUUCUGCAAAGUAACUGAAGUGUGGCUCAAUUCUGAACACACAUUUCGCCUUCACAUCAUUUAGUUGAAUUGUCUCUGGUUAUGUUUCAGUCUUCAUUUACUUUUUUUUAUGUUUCUUUGUUUAAGUCUGAAUAAUUCAAUGCAAUUACAAAUCCUUCUUGGUCACAAUUGAUUUGACUUAGUAAAUUCUAAUAUAACUCUAAUGCCUGUGAAAGAAAGAAAUAUUGGUAUUUCUUAAUGCAAGUACAUUACAUUUGUUCUACAGACUGUACAUAGCUGUUACCUUUUGUGACCAGUAGCAAGGGUUGCUUACAUGCUUUUUUUUCUUAAUUUCUUCUGGAGUGUCAAAGAUAGCAGCAGCUGUGUCAGAGAGCCUAAGAACACUGACUUAAAAUGCUUGUGAUAACAUGUUUUGUGUCUUAUUUUUGGACAUGUUUUAGUGUUUGUAUUAAGUGUCAUAAUUGGACUUAAUGGACAGCUUUUGGCUUCAAUAAAUGAUACUGUUAAAGUCUUCAGAACUUUUAGAAUUCCCUAAUUGAAAAUAAUGCUUUGAUCUGUAGUUAGUAGCAAAAUAAUAUUUUUGCACUUUGUUUUUGUUCUCUUCUUCUUGGUUUGGAAAGCAGAAAUACAGACAUGAACUUAAAUGCUUCUGAAUACCAGUUUCUCCUGCCCUUAAACUGCUGACUAUACUUAACAAUUACUGGUAUGCUGUAUUGUAGUGUAUGCAUAUUGUAUGUGUUGCUGACCUGUGUUCAGUGUACUGAGAAUUCUGCUGUCUGCACCUUGAAAUCAGGUGAUCCUAUUUCGUAUGUUAAGUUAAAUGCCACCAAAGUAAUGGCAUAUAAAAUACGUAACUUGAGUUCAGUCUGGUUUUGGACAGUGUUGUUUAAUUUGCUCUAGACUGUCAGUUCUAAGUAGAAAUUAGUAUUUUCUCUUGUGGACAAUUAUCAUCAUAGACAUCAGGACAGUCCUGGAGAUACUGCAAAAGUGACAGAAGUCACUAAUAUUUUUUACUGAAAAUGGUUUAAGACCACUGCAGGGUUUUGCAUAAACUGACACUUCUAUCAUGUAGAUGGGAGCAGGGAGGCAUGAGUGAGUGUAUGUCUCCAUGCCAGUUCAUUAGUUCUAUUCCCCCCCACCAAGUAGUGUAUAAAUGCUUGGUGUGCUUACUUCUGUGGCCCCUUCAAAGCUCUUUACCACAGACAGGCACUUUCCCCGUAUAAGUAAGUUAAAAGAAAAAAACAAUCUUAGCCUGUUUUAUUACUUACCAACCACAGUCUGAUUCAGCAGUGGGUAGUAGUGUUAACUUUAGCCUGAUUAUCCCACCAAGACUGGGCGGAAAGCUUGCUGAGGUAGGUGGCAAUAACUGUUUCAAGCCAUAUUUGACUCAGUCUUUUAGAGCAAACCCCACCCCACACUCCCACUUUAAGCGGAACACCAGACUGGAAGGUUGGAUAGCUGAGGGGAGAGUUUGGUCUGCUAUCUGUACUGCUCAGGCAGUAACCUCGACCAGAGGUUUGGGAGGUUGGACAGGGGGGGCAAGCUCCUGAAGUAUGGCAGCUUUGUCUUCUAGAGCGUGCUUUUGUAACCCAAAUAAAUAGUUUACAUGCUAGUUAGAGCUACGAUCACUAGCAGGGAGAACCUUGCCCAGAAGAUAGGCAGUGUGGUCUGUCUGCUCAGGGUACUCGGUCACACAGGCGUUGUUGGAGAAAUGGCUGACCCAGAUUAGGCACUUCCCUUGGGAAGCCAAAGAGAGAGUGAGUGAUUCACCCCCAAAUACUCUGUGCACUGCAAACUACAGGACUUCCGUGAAAAGCACUGGGACAUGUUCCCAAAGAAUGUAUCUUUAUUUCAAGCACUGACAAAUAUCCAGUAUUUGUCUCCUAGAACAUUAUUACCCUGACUCAAACAUCCUGGUAGUUUUUAAGAAUAAGACUUUCAGUUUCUUAUUUUCUUAUGUAAGAAAAAUGUAUUAACAUGAGAAUUGCAAACCCAUGAUUCCAUGUCUGUUGGCCUGAUCUAUAGAUGUAAUUGCAAUGUUCAGCCAUACUUUGUCCAUCUGGUCUGCCGAUACAGAACUGUAAAAUCACUUCUUAAAUUUUUUUAAAAUAUUCAAUCAUUUAUUGAAAACAUCCAACUAAGUUAUUAGGACUUUUUGGCUUAGGAAAUGUUAAAAGAUUAAAGAAAAAAAAUUGAAAUAUUAAAAGCAGAAACUGCCGCAAUAAGGUUGGAAGCAUGACUAAUAAUUACGUUCAUUUAUAUCUGAUGAAGAAUGUCUUUAGACAUGAAUUUAAAAAUACUUUGGAAAUUGAAAAGAGAAAUAAGACUACCACUUUUAAAAGGAACCACUUAGAGUAUUCAUAACUGUGUAAUAAUGGCUUUAAAGAUACAAUAGCAUCUUCAUUUCUGACCUUUGUUCCCUGUUAGAUGCCAGUCUCUUCCUUUCUUCUGUGUUACAGUAGUGUCAGUAGGAUUCCUUCCAACUAAAGUUCACAGGUGGGUUUAGGGAGGGAUGGAGUAUAACGUGAUAAAUGUGCCAUACACCUAUUUUAUUCCUGCUUCUCUCAGGAGAUUGAAAGCCAAGACCUUUCUUCAUAUAAUAGCCGUAUGUAAUAAACAGUCUCUAAACCACUGCAGGAUACUUUAGUGGAGCAAAGAUGAACUGGGCAUCCAACAGAAAAUACUUUCUUUAAUAAGAAAUGUUGGAAUCCUUUUCUUGGAAGGAAGUGCAUGUGCAGACGGUGUGGAAACCUGAAGUAUUUCAAGACUCCGUCCCAGCUACAUCUUUGAACUACUGAUAAGUAUUGUAUUGAAUUGAAAUGAUUUUGAAUUGGCAUGAUCUGUAGGGCAGCCAUCACUUUAUUUAGUGGUGUUGAACUGGAAGUGCUUUGUACUUUUUUAUGGUCUUUCUUUAGACCUAAAAAAAAAAAAAAAUCUAUUUGUCAUCUGUAAUAUCUUGUAAACUUCCAAGAGCCUCAUAAUUCAGUUGUCUUUGUUCUGGAGUAGGAGCAAAUAGAGGGAGCUGUCCUUACGUGUGUGUUGCUCAUAGGAAGAUAAAGUCAUUAUUACCAUUGUUCUCAGUACUAUGUGUGAAUAUGGCAAAGGAAAUAUAAAAGCACUUAAAAAUACAUUCCACCUUUUUUUAUCUUUCAAGACUUAAAUUUAAAAUUCUUUGUUCUUCCCUCCCUUCUGCUACAGUUGUUGACAUAAAUUCCCAGUACAAUCCAGUGCUUGUCAAUGUGCAUUACAAAUAUCUAAGCAAGGGAAGAGACAGUUAUGUAGAGGAACACAAGUAGUAAUUUCACUUCUUCGAGUGCCUUGAUUUGUGAUUUCAAGACUAUUUAAUUGUCUAGUACUCCAAGAGCUUUUUCUUCUAAAAAUAAAGUAAUUUUUAAAGAAUCUUGUUUAUUUUUAUUGGAAUGUAUUAUAGACAUUGAUGCCAUAUUAGGAAAUGCAGAAUGUAAGUGUAGUUAUUCCAAUACUAGUGAAACUGAAGAUAGAAGAAUCAAACAUCAUCACGUAUGUCUGUUCACAUUGCCUGGAUUACUUUUUUAUAUGCAGCUACAAAUUUUCGCCUUGAAAACUGGUUUAAAUUUUAUACUAUUUUAAUCAUUUAAUACAUACAGUUUUCAAAAGGAGUAUUAUAGCCGGAUUCUUGGAGUAAUAGUUGUAGUCAUGAUUUGACUUUACCAGACACUGUAGCAUGAACAAGGUUACUUUACACAAAGCAGCUUGUGGAACUGAAAUUUGCAGCAGUAUAAGUUCUUCUGUUCUUACUACAACAUGCUUUUCUUGGAAACAAAUACAUUCCCAGAUAUAAUCCCAGUUUUUAUUUUACAGUGGAGAAAUAGUAAUGGAACGGAAAGCUGGUGUUAAAGAUUCGUGCAGUUAUUUACACAUCAGUACCCUUACUACUUGUAUCUGAGACUGCCCUGUUUGCCAUCUUGCUUAAAAGGAAAAAGAUUAAAUCAUUUUGCUUUUUUCAUCUCUGAACUCUGCUAAUAAUAACUUCAGAUACGUAUGUUCUUCUCUGUGCUGUCAGUAAUUAUAUUAUCUUUCGGAUUUUUUUUUCUUAAGGUCUGGAAGACUCCCACCAUUCCUCCUCAUAAUUGCUGUACGUGUUUAACCCUGAAUUGUGCAUUAUGGCAGACAAAUUAACAAGAAUUGCUAUUGUCAACCAUGACAAGUGUAAGCCAAAGAAAUGCCGUCAAGAAUGCAAGAAGAGUUGUCCUGUGGUUCGAAUGGGAAAACUUUGCAUAGAAGUCACAUCACAGAGCAAAAUAGCAUGGAUCUCAGAAACGCUUUGUAUUGGUUGUGGUAUUUGCAUCAAGAAAUGUCCUUUUGGAGCCUUGUCAAUUGUUAACUUACCUAGCAACCUGGAGAAAGAAACAACGCAUAGAUAUUGUGCCAAUGCCUUCAAACUUCACAGGUUGCCUAUCCCUCGUCCAGGUGAAGUACUGGGAUUGGUUGGAACCAAUGGUAUUGGAAAAUCAACUGCCUUGAAAAUUUUAGCAGGAAAACAGAAGCCAAAUCUUGGAAAAUAUGAUGAUCCACCUGACUGGCAAGAAAUUUUGACUUAUUUCCGAGGAUCUGAAUUACAAAAUUAUUUUACCAAAAUCCUGGAAGAUGACCUGAAAGCUAUCAUUAAACCUCAGUACGUGGACCAGAUCCCUAAAGCUGCAAAGGGAACAGUGGGAUCAAUUCUGGAUAGGAAGGACGAAACUAAGACACAAACUGUUGUAUGUCAGCAGCUUGACUUAACCCAUCUGAAAGAAAGAAAUGUUGAGGACCUUUCAGGAGGAGAACUUCAGAGAUUUGCUUGUGCAGUUGUUUGCAUUCAGAAGGCUGAUAUCUUCAUGUUUGAUGAACCUUCUAGCUACCUAGAUGUCAAGCAACGCUUGAAGGCUGCCAUUACUAUUCGAUCCCUAAUAAACCCUGACAGGUACAUUAUUGUUGUAGAGCAUGAUCUAAGUGUGUUAGAUUAUCUCUCUGACUUUAUCUGCUGCCUGUAUGGUGUGCCAAGUGCUUAUGGUGUUGUUACUAUGCCUUUCAGCGUAAGAGAAGGCAUAAACAUUUUCUUAGAUGGCUAUGUUCCAACAGAAAAUCUAAGGUUUCGAGAUGCAUCUCUGGUAUUUAAAGUGGCUGAGACAGCUAAUGAAGAAGAAGUUAAAAAGAUGUGUAUGUACAAAUAUCCUGGAAUGAAAAAAAAGAUGGGAGAAUUUGAACUAUCCAUAGUAGCUGGAGAAUUCACUGAUUCUGAAAUUAUGGUGAUGUUAGGGGAAAAUGGAACUGGCAAAACUACAUUUAUCCGAAUGCUUGCAGGAAGACUUACGCCUGAUGAAGGAGGUGAGGUCCCAGUUCUAAAUGUCAGCUACAAACCACAGAAGAUCAGUCCUAAAUCUACAGGAAGUGUCCGUCAGCUACUGCAUGAGAAGAUCAGAGAUGCCUAUACGCACCCCCAGUUUGUAACUGAUGUAAUGAAGCCUCUUCAGAUAGAAAAUAUCAUUGACCAGGAGGUUCAAACAUUGUCUGGUGGCGAGUUGCAGCGCGUUGCAUUAGCUCUUUGUCUUGGUAAACCUGCGGAUGUCUACCUAAUUGAUGAACCUUCAGCAUAUUUGGAUUCUGAACAACGUCUAAUGGCUGCUAGAGUCAUUAAACGUUUCAUUCUCCAUGCUAAAAAAACAGCUUUUGUGGUAGAACAUGAUUUUAUCAUGGCUACGUAUCUUGCCGAUCGUGUGAUUGUUUUUGAUGGCAUUCCUUCCAAGAACACGCUUGCAAACAGUCCACAGACUCUUUUGGCUGGAAUGAAUAAGUUUUUAUCCCAACUUGAAAUCACUUUUAGAAGAGACCCCAACAAUUACAGACCAAGAAUAAACAAACUCAAUUCAAUCAAGGAUGUGGAACAAAAGAAGAGCGGAAACUACUUUUUCCUGGAUGACUAAAUAUUGAAUCUGAGCAUCUUUGUAACUGGCAUAUAGGAAUGCAUAUUGGAAUCUAAAUAUUUGUGGAUGAGAAGGCUCAAAUUGGGUUUUAGAACACUUCAUCGUUUGGAGCUUAAACUCUUGCUGCGUGUAACAUCCAAGACCUGUAGCAGUGUAAAUCCUAGUCUGAGUAAAACUGCCACUUUCUAUAUUUUGGUGACACAGCCCUAUUUUCAGUGUAAUAAUUUCAAAAUAGACCAUCUUGAAAUUGCACAUGAGUCUCCAGAUUUUUCAAAAUUUAAGGGAGGUUUUCAAUUCAAUAUAUCCUACUCACGUACCAAGUACUGACUGCACUUCUUCAUUUUAAAAGCUUUGAAGCUGUUUUCUGCAUAAGAGGGAGGCUCACCAAGAACGUCAAGCUACAGAAAUGACUAUUUUAAAAAGGCUGAAUCUCUGAUGAGGGUUUCAUAAAUAAAUAUCCUCCUAACUUACAGCUCUUCUGUGACACAGUGCAAAAAUUCUUGAAUUACUAAUUCAAAAGUGUGUAUAUGAUGUUGUCAUACACACCUUUCCUCAUACUGUAGAAAGGAAUACACAAAAGAUGGAGUACAAACUACAUAUAAUAAUAUAAAGGAAGAGUUCUACACCUUUUUCAGUCAUCUGUCCCUGUGCAUCUUUGCAGACCUAGUUACAGAAGAAUAAACAUAAAUAAAAUCUUAAAGUACUAAAAUCCUUUCAUCUUCUGUAACUUAAACCUGCAUAGAAUGUUUGUUAGAAGAAGAAAGGUUAAUGGCUGUUUUUUCCAGUUGCUUGUUCUAUAAACUCAACAGUAUACGUAGGAAGUAGGUUUUUGAGUAUUAAAAGCCAUGUGUUUCACAAAGUACUGACGCCUUGUCAGCAAAACCCUUCUGUACUGUGAUAGAGCCACAUAGAGCUAAAAAGAACACUUACCUAAAGCUUGUUAACAAAUUGUUAUCUAGAUACAGCUUUGUUAAGGAUUGACAAGUGUAUGGCAGCUCACCUCAGCACAGACUAUACCUUAGAUUUUGGGAUUUUUCUAAAAACCUAAACUGAAACCUUACACUGUUCAUAUGCACACAGCAAAGCAUACUUUCUCUCUAAGGGCUCUAACAGCACCCUAACUAAAAGGGGAUUUACAAAACCAAAUCAAUGUUUCAAGACAGGUAAGAGAACCCCUUGUGUUGUACUGAUUGAGGAGAAAACAAGCAUGUUCCACUUUAGCCAGCUGCAGUGAGCUUGCUUAAUAGGCCAUCCUGUUUCUGUAUAGAGUUCACUUUAACACAUUAAUACUGCUUUGUAAUAUGUCAUAGUAGUACUCCAUUUCUCUACUUUGUGAUUAUCUCAGUUUUUAGAAGCAGGUUAAAAUCAAGCAUCAUUUAGUAGAUUAAACAUCCUACAAAACUUACCAUUUUCAGGGACACAUCUACAGUGCUUCCAGCAACAAAGCUGCAGUUUCUAGAAAGGUAAUCAGUUCUUGCAGGUAGGGAAACUUGAGACUAAAGUGACCCCUUCAGACUUGCUAGCAGGUGUGAGAAUCCUGACCAGCUCCCUCCUCCAGCUGUAAUUACUGGCACUCACCCUCUUUCCAUGGAGAGAUUUAAGUUUUUACAAGGCUGAGAUGCAAAGUACUUUUGCCUAAGGUGGAAGCUUUGAUCCUUACUAUAGGCAAAAAUGAAGGUAAACAAAAAAUAGCUUGUUAAAAACCAACUCCCAUACAAAGUAAGGUCCUCUAGGGAGACAGGAAAAAGUGCCUAUAUUUAAGGGUUCCUAAACAAACGUUACACAAGUAAGUUUCACAGACAUGUAAAAAUAACUUUAAGCUACACCUCUUAAAAGUAAGGAACAGCAUUUUCCAUGCAACAGUUGGCUGUUCUGUCUUCAUUGGUGUGCGACAACUGCUACAAGAGAUGAAAGAACACAUGGGUUUGUUCUUUUAUUUACAUCUUGGCCUCUUAAGUUACAGAAGACAGCAGUGGUUUGUCUUUUUUUUUUAAGCCAUUAUUUGUGUUAGUAAUGGGUAUUUUAUAACCUUGGCAGUAUCGGGUGCUACAUACGCUCUACCUCGCUAUGUCUAACUGAGAAACAGAAAUCCAUCCAUAUUAUGCCAACAGAGGUACUCCAUGAAGUACAGGUAAUGAACACAGCCUUACACCACCACCACUGUGUUUAGAGUAGAAAUGCCUUCGGACUUGAGUUCUGCAUCUUCUGUCCUAAUGGGGGCAAGGUAAAGAUGUUGUUUAGCAAGUAUCUGAACCUAUAUAUCUCAGCUCAUUAUAUGCUAAAUAUUACAUAUAGGCCCCUACUAAUCUGUGGGAUUCUGCAACCUGAAACAUCUUGCCCCAGGUAAAGGGUUUAGCCAAUCAAUCUACAAGUCCUUCAGCAAAAACAGGAACCAUACUUAACAGUGAAGGUGGAGAAAAUACUACAUCUGCACAUUUCAGUUCUUAACUGUCCUAGAACAGCAAGGCAGGGCAUAGGCCCAGCUUAAAUACUUUAAAGUAAAUUCUAAAAGCACAGCCCUACCAGUUACUGCCUGGCCUAUGUUUUCCAUCAUUUCCCAAUAAGUUUCUGUAGAAAGCACACAACCUUUGUUCUUGGAACAAAGCUCAUGAUUAAAUGCCUGCUCUACUACCAAAGGAUUAUUUCGGUGACUGCUGAACAGAAUGGGGCUAUAACUGGAGCUACCCUUCAGAACCCCCCAGGAAAGAUGACAAGAAACCCCUUUAAAGUCUUUGUAAGUAGUAGAGGUAAACAGAGGACCAGAAUGGUAUCAACUGUUAAAUCCCUCAGUGCUUGCUUAGUUCUCAACCUGAAAAACUGAAGAUUGCCUCUUGAAAUCCUGAAUACACUGCUAAAUGGAAAAGUAUUUAGAUUAAAAAAAAGAAACCCACAGCACAGCCCCCACCACUACCAUUCUGAAUAAGAACUAGAAAUCCAGUUUACGUCCCCUUUUAGUUUGCAGCUAUGCCUGCAUAUUAAUUGUUUAUAGUUCUGCUGCUGUCUACAAGUGGCUCUAUCAGAACAAAACCAUACAUUUGAUGUCAUUGCAACAGUUUCAAAUAUGUAAAUAUAAUUUAGAAAGAAAGUGAAAAGACAAACAUUUAUUUUAAGUAGGGUUUUAUACAUGGCAUGCAUCUGAGAAGGAAUUCUUUACCACAUAACUAUCACUCAAGUUUCCUGAUCAAGGGUGUACAAUCUUGGGCAUGAAGGAAAGGGUACCAUCACCUACACUAGUAUAUACAGAAGAUAUAAAAAUAUACACAACAGUUAAUUUUACAGAGCAACAGAGCUGAGUGAAUACUGUGCACACUGUAUUCUCCGAGUUUGGACAGCUGAAGAUCCAAACUGCAAAGGCAACAGGAACACUGCAGAGAUCAUUAUCAGGGUCAGAAGAAACAGCAUCAGAACUCUGACACAGUGUAAAAAUAUAAGGCAGAAGCCACUUUCUUCUGAAUCGUAGGGAAAAGCAGAGCACACCGCGACUCUCCAUCUUGCUUUUAAAAGUUCCAGCAAGGAGUUGUACAUGCAAAACACAAAUUUGCAUCAACAGUGCAACAACAAAAGAAUACUGAACAGUAGCUCGAUCAUACAAACUUAAAAAAAA
This is a messenger RNA of Haliaeetus leucocephalus (bald eagle), 10699 nucleotides long. RefSeq names its product ATP-binding cassette, sub-family E (OABP), member 1 (gene ABCE1). The record is from RefSeq and is a predicted model, not a curated record. Lineage: Eukaryota; Metazoa; Chordata; Aves; Accipitriformes; Accipitridae. Bases 5296 to 7095 code for a protein of 599 amino acids. Gene Ontology annotation, biological process: ribosomal subunit export from nucleus; translational initiation; translational termination. Gene Ontology annotation, molecular function: ribosomal small subunit binding; ATP hydrolysis activity; ATP binding. The transcript is spliced from 17 exons.